UAGCAGCCACCUCGCCUCUACCUCGAUAUUGAGACCUCAAUAUUUGAAUCACGAAAAGUCUCCUCAUUCCUUCAUCUCUCUCUCUCUCACGGUCUCACCAUCUUCAACUCUUUGCUUUUUGCAUUUCAUUUUCAGUAUUGGAAAGUUAAGCUCACAACAACACUUUCAUGGUGCUAAAUUCCACGACAGCAUAAAAGAAUCUCAAGCCUUGCAGCAGUACUGCCCAAUUUUCCUCUUCUUGUCAAAAACCCAUCAUCACCGUGAUGGCUGCUCCAAAGCACUUGCAUGAACUUCUGAAAGACGAUCAAGAGCCAUUUCUUCUCGAGAACUAUAUUGCUGACAGGCGUUCCCAGCUCAAAAAUUCCUCUUCACCAAAAUCCCAUUUACAGGUCACGAAACGGAAGCCUACCUCCAUCUCACAACAGCAACAACAGACGAUUUUGAAUUCCCCUCACAAUCUCAGCAAGAAAUCUUGCCUUUUCUCCUAUGUUGACUCUCCUCAUGAGCCAAGAAGGUCUCCAAUCUUUGAAUUUCAAUCUCCAGUCUCCAAAAGCCCAUGUGGAAGAAGGCCAAAUGCGAUUUUCCUUAACGUCCCUUCGAGAACUGCUACUCUGACACUUGAAGCUGCGCUUAAGAUUGAGAAACAGUCCUCCAAAACCAAAACCCAGAACAAAAACCAUGGUAACUUCGGGUUAUUCGGGUCGUUCUUGAAGAGGCUAACGAACCGGUACCUGACCCGGAAACGCGAAAUCGGUGCUGAUGGCGUUAAAGUCUCCGUGAGGGAUAUUUUAAGGUGGGAUUCUGUUGGGCGAAGGAGGUCCCCCAACGAGCGAAUCAGUGAAAGAAAACAGGGGAUUGCGCAAAAAAGUUCUCAAGAAACAAACGAUUGUGAGAUUGAAUUUUCUUGCAAUGAAGACCAGUCGAUGGAUUUUGAUUUGGAGACCUCGAACCAGAGUGAGGAAUUACUUGGAUCAGAGAUUGAGUUUAUUAACCAAUGGAUUGAUGAAACUUAUUUUACUUCUUGUGAGAAGCGCUUCUGUGAAAGCCCUUUUCGUUUUGCGCUUCAACGGAGUCCAUCUUCUGGUAUACAGACGCCGACACUCUCCUCGCCGGAAAAGUCUCCCAUUCAUCGCAACGGAGAGGACAAAGAGAAUUAUGAUGGGGAGAGCAUUAAAAAAUCCCAAGUACAAGAGGAGGAGGAGGAGGAGGAUAAGGAACAAUGUAGUCCUGUUUCUGUAUUGGACCCCCCAUUUGAGGACGAUAACGAUGGAGAUGGCCAUGAAUGCGAGGACGAUGAUGGCUUCGACGUUGAACGGAGCUAUGCAAUUAUACAGAGAGCAAAGGAGCAGCUACUGCACAAGCUUCGCAGAUUCGAGAAACUGGCAGAAUUGGAUCCAGUAGAACUUGAGAAAAGAAUGUUAUCAGAAGAAAUCGAAGACGACGACAACAGCGAUACGAAUAAGGUAGAGGUAGAAGAGGAAGAAGAUGAUGACAGUCUUAUUGCACAACAACUCAGUAAAUCUGGAUUCGAUCAUGCAAGGCAAAUUCCUAAGAGCUUGGUUUCAGAUCUCAUCGACGAGGAAAGCCGAGAGAGAACCAACUACUGCAUUGACAGAGAAGUGGUUGCCAAAAGGGUUUAUAAGAGAUUGGGGUCAUGGAAAGAGGUGGAGUCUAACACCAUUGAUAUGAUGGUAGAGCAAGAACUCAGCGAAGAAUGGAAGAGAAGUCAAGAGGAGGUGGGGGAGGCUGCAUUGGAUAUUGAAGUUGCCAUCUUUGGAUUGUUGAUGGAGGAGUUAAGCUCUGAUAUCUUUGAGUGAAAUUUUGAUUCAACUUUCUUUCAUUUUUUAAAAAAUUAAAUGUCAAAGAGAAGGGUAAAUAGAUAUAGUCUAACUUGGGAUGAGAAAUAGGGGGGUAGAUGGUAGUAUGGUACUCUGUAUAUGAAUCAUCAUAAUCAAUGUACUUAGGGGGGGGGACUGCCAAUUUGAAUGAGACCUUAGUACUUAAAGUUUGUUGUACUAAAUUUUUUUUAUUUCUUUAUGCUUUCUUCUUUAUUUUC
Tripterygium wilfordii is the source of this 2056-nucleotide messenger RNA. RefSeq lists its product as uncharacterized. Bases 264 to 1817 code for a protein of 517 amino acids. The record is from RefSeq and is a predicted model, not a curated record. NCBI's taxonomy places the organism in Eukaryota, Viridiplantae, Streptophyta, Magnoliopsida, Celastrales, Celastraceae. The transcript has 3 exons.